AUGUCGUUCAGGAACUCACUUGAGAAGAAGAAGUUGGACGAUGAGGCGAUGCACAUCGAAUCCGCUCCAGUGGUGACUGAGAUUGAGUCUUUCCGCGUACUGGGCCUUGAUCCCGACGAUGCAGAGUUUUUCACAAACUACUCAGAGGCAGACCGCAAGAAGACGUUCCGUAAAGUGGAUCUUCGUCUGGUUCCUAUGCUCUCUGUGUUGUACUUGAUGGCUCACAUCGACCGCGCGAACAUCGGAAAUGCAAAGAUCGAAGGCAUGAUUGAAGACCUUGGUAUGACUGGCGUGCAGUAUAACAUCGUCUUAUCAAUCUUCUUCAUUCCUUACGUCCUCUGCGAAGUUCCUAGCAACAUUCUUCUUAAGAAGUUCAAGCGUCCUUCGUACUAUCUGGGAACCCUCGUCACGAGCUGGGGAAUCAUCAUGACUUGUACCGGCCUUGUCAGGAACUUUGCUGGUCUGAUGGUUGUGAGAAUAUUGUUGGGCAUUUUCGAAGCUGGAUUCUUCCCGGCCGCCAUCUAUCUCUGCUCCUACUGGUACAUGCCUAAGAACUUGGCCACCCGUAUCUCCUACUUCUAUUGUAUGAGUGCUUUGUCUGGCGCCUUCUCCGGCCUACUAGCAGCUGGUAUCGCUCAAAUGGAUGGUACAGGCGGCUACGAGGGUUGGCGCUGGAUCUUCAUUCUUGAAGGUUUGGUGACAGUCUGUGUCGGCAUCGGAUGCUUCUUCCUUCUCAUUGAUACGCCUGCUCUUUCAUCUCGCUGGCUCAGACCCGAAGAGAUACGCUUCCUCGAGCUGUCAAUGUUCAUCAAGCAAGGUGGAUCAUUCCAGGCAGAAACCAGUGUCAAGAUGAGAGAUCUCAAGAUGGUGCUUAAAAAUUGGAGAGUAUAUGUACAGGCCUACUUCCUGUUCUGCCAAUCCGCCCUUUCCUAUGGCAUCAAGUUCACCCUACCUACCAUUACGAAAUCUAUGGGCUUCACCACAACAGUCGCACAACUCCUCUCCGCACCCCCAUAUGUCGCCGCCGCAAUCUCCGCUGUUUGUUUUGCAAAAGUCUCUGAUCGCUUCUAUCGCCGCAUGCCAUUCGUCGUCACCCCUAUGGCUAUCGUCGUAAUCGCCUACUCAGUGAUCAUCUCCCUCAACGGCGCCCUCGCAGAAAAGAAGGGCGUCGCCUACUUCGCCGUCGUCCUAGCCGUCAUAGGCAUCUAUCCCAUCCAAGCUGCUGCGGCCUCCUGGAAUGCCAAUAACCUUGCCCCAUCCUCUCGUCGUGUCAUCGGUAUCGCUUUGAACAACGGCGUGGGCAAUAUCGGCGGUAUCAUUGGCAGCUUCAUGUAUCUUGAAUCUGAGAAGCCGAAGUAUUAUACUGGCUUUGGACUUAGUUUGGCCUUUGGAGCUUCUGGGUUGAUCGUUGCACUGUUCCUUGAAUGGAGUUAUAUUUAUGCUAACAAGCAGAAGGCGAAGAUUGCGGAGGAGGCGAAGACGAAGUAUUCAGAUGAAGAAUUGUUCGACAUGGGAGAUAGCUCUCCACUGUUCAAGCAUGUGCUUUGA
Aureobasidium pullulans EXF-150 is the source of this 1548-nucleotide messenger RNA. RefSeq names its product MFS general substrate transporter. The transcript has 5 exons. The record is from RefSeq and is a predicted model, not a curated record. Gene Ontology annotation, molecular function: transmembrane transporter activity. Gene Ontology annotation, biological process: transmembrane transport. Gene Ontology annotation, cellular component: membrane. The coding region runs from base 1 to 1548 and encodes 515 amino acids. NCBI's taxonomy places the organism in Eukaryota, Fungi, Ascomycota, Dothideomycetes, Dothideales, Saccotheciaceae.